AUGAAUAAAAAAUAUCAGAUUUCUAAAAUUUGUCAAUGUAUAAUCACAUUUCUAUCAUUAAAUAAUCAGAUUUAAAAAUCUUAAAAAUUAACAGAAAAAUUUUUACAAAAUGAAUUUAAACUUUAAAGUGUAAUUAACCCAGAACUACUUACUUAUAAUUAGAAUUCAGCUAUUUAUAUUAUAAAUAAUAUCAAAGUUAAAUCUGAAAGAAAUGAAUUAUUAUUUUAUCUUAAAAAACAGAUUAAUAAAGAUGGUGUUGAAAAAGAAUAAUAUUUCUAUUAUAAAAUAGAAUAUGAUUUAAAUUUUAAUCCUGAAUAUCAAAUGUAUAAAGGUGAAAUGAAUAAUUAAUAGCCACAUGGAUAUUGUAUAAAAUAUUCUAGUAAAUCAAAAGAAAUAUAAUAUGAUGGAAAAUGGUAUUUUGGUUAAAAAAUUGAACAAGAAAAUAUUGAUAAAUAAUAUGUUUAAAAUACAAAUUUAUCAAAAAAAAUAAUAAUUUAAGAAAAUGGAGUAAUAAUACGUAGCACAUAAAUAAAAAAAUAAAAUCAUUCAAUAACAAGUUGGAUAAAGUUUAAUUAGUAAAUUUCACCAAAAGACUUGCAGAUUUUAGAAAAUAAAAAUACAUAUUUUACAUGUAGUAUAAUUGAUUCUUAUGCAUUAUAUUUAACAAUGAAAAAUGAAGAAGAAUUUUUUAAUAGCAAUUUAAAAAAUAAAUUUAAGAGAUAAUUGUUUUUACCUAGUUAUUUGUUUACGAAUAUGUGGCAAAAUGAGGCUUAAUUCAAUAAGCAGAUAUUUUAAAAUUAUUUUCUUGAAUUUUAAUAUGUAGAUUAUUAAAUUAUUGGUAUUUAUCAAUAAAUAUAUUUUGCAAUAAAUCAAUAAUUUCAUUGGUAUUUGGUUAAAAUAAAGAAGAAAUAUAAUAGUAUGAAUCUCACUUAUAAAGUAGAGAUUUUUGACUCAAUUAAGCAUCAUUAUACUUAUUAUUAAAGAAUGAUUUAAAUCUUAUAUAAUUUAUUUAACAUUUAGGAAGAUUAACAGAAAGAAAAUAUUGAAUUUAACUAUAGAUAUAUAUAAAAUAAUUAAUAUGAUUGUGGACCUUAUGCUUGUUUAAAUAUGAAACUAGAAUUCUUCCCAAAGAUUUCAAAAUCAAAGUUAUAAGAUGAUUAUUUAAUUGUUGAUUAAAUGAAAAAAGAAUUAUUUUAUUUAUUGUAAAAUAAAUGA
Molecule: messenger RNA, 1215 nt
Organism: Paramecium sonneborni
Lineage: Eukaryota; Ciliophora; Oligohymenophorea; Peniculida; Parameciidae
Source: the annotation of a GenBank genome assembly